Molecule: messenger RNA, 600 nt
Organism: Dipodomys ordii (Ord's kangaroo rat)
Lineage: Eukaryota; Metazoa; Chordata; Mammalia; Rodentia; Heteromyidae
Product: UDP-glucuronosyltransferase 2B18-like
Exons: 4
Molecular function (GO): UDP-glycosyltransferase activity
Source: RefSeq, a predicted model, not a curated record
AUGAACACAACUCUGGAUGAACUGGUUUUAUGGAGAUAUAUAGGCAAGAUACCAGAUACCUUACGAUAUCCCAGAAUGACCUCCUGUCAUCCAAAAACCAAGGCCUUUAUCACUCAUGGUGGAACCAACCAUGUCUAUGAGGCCAUCUACCAUGGAGUACCAGUAGUAGGUAUUCCUUUGUUUGCAGAUCAACCUGAUAACAUUGUUCGGAUGAAGGCCAAGGUAGCAGUUGUGAGGCUGCACUUUAGCACGUUGUCCACUGAAGAUCUUCUCAAUGCCUUGAAGACAGUCAUUAACAACCCUUCUUGAGUAUAACUUUUCCACUAUAAAGAGAAUGCAAUGAGGUUAUCAAGAAUUCACCAUGAUCAGCCAGUGAAGCCUCUGGAUCGAGCUGUCUUCUGGAUGGAGUUUGUCAUGCGCCACAAAGGAGCCAAACAUCUCCGCCCAGCUGUCCAUGAGCUCAACUGGUUCCAGUACCACGCUCUGGAUGUGAUUGGCUUCUUGCUGGCCUGUGUGGCAACUGCUAUCUUCAUCUUCAAAAGAUGUUGUCUUUCUUGUUACUGGAAUUUUACUGAAAGUGGAAAAAAGAAAAGAGACUAG